Porites lobata is the source of this 3415-nucleotide messenger RNA. Lineage: Eukaryota; Metazoa; Cnidaria; Anthozoa; Scleractinia; Poritidae. The record is from the annotation of a GenBank genome assembly.
AUGAGAGAAAACUCUUCAUUUUCUGGAGUAAGUACUUGUUAUAUUUUGUGGCUUUCAAUUCACAAUUUUUUGCGAUCGACUGUAUACCGAACAGGUUCUUCAAACUAAAACAGCGGCCACAAGUUGGACAUACCUAACUUAAACACGAUUGGCUUAACCUUAAAUUAUUCACGCAUUCAUUUUAGCACGUUUAUACAACUUUUUUUUUUUAAUGGACUCGAAAUUUCAUCUAUUUUUAAUUUAAUUGGCAAGACCCGAGUAAACUGCCAUUCAAGUCGAUUUGCGUCAAAGAAUUUAGGAUAUUUGACCAAUAUCGUGAAGUUGUCUAUUAUGCAAAAUGAACUUAUCUGCCUCGCAUGGGAACCACUUCAAAAAAACGUCACCUUUAACUCGCAGUACGGGAAGUGACAAUUUUGUUGUUGAGGAAUUCAGUAAUUCAAAUUGGUCUGGAUUAAGACCGAGCGACAGGGGGUCAACAAUAAUCACUACACAAUGGCUGUUUUAUGGAUAGGCAGUAAGGGACUGCCUGGUGAAUGGUUGGGAAAACACUGGUUUUUCUUGGCAAUUCACCACAGCAUUGUCACGCUUGUCAGAGCUAAUCGCAACAAGAUGCUCGCUCGCGCGCACCUUUUGAACAUCCACGCUGACCGUGGAACAAACACGCGCGCGAACUCGUAGCCCCUGCAGCGAUCGAUAUGUACUUUGACGCCUUUGUCUGCUUGUGAAGGCGGUAAUUACUAAACGCCGAGAAAACAAACUGAUAUGUCCGGCUCACAUUGUCCGCCAGUUUUACCGAAACCACAGCAAAGAACGAAACUGGGCCGCAAAGCUGAGUGACAUUUCGGUAGACUAGCGGCAGUAUCUUCAUAUUAACGACUGUUUGCACUUCUUCGUUUGUUUAGGACACCCAAGCGUUAGAGAACAGUGGAAUCAACCCCAAGCACGUAGUAAAUAAUCGCAUGGGCGUGUGGAGGUACGAACGAGUGUACUCGAGAAACAGUGGCAGGUUCCUUCGAAUGUACAAUGGAACUAUAGACGGCAAGGGAGACAGACGUGAUCCAAAUGGUGAGUAACCUAGUUAGAAACGCGGUCAGUAUAAAACAUGGACUGCGGACUGCGGACUGCGGACCACGGACUGCGGACUGGGUAUAAAAUACGGACUAGGUAUAAAAUGCGGACUCCGGACUGAGUAUAAAACACGGACUAGGUAUAAAACGCGGACUACGGACUAUGACGACUUUAAAAAGGUAAAACUGAGAGAAAUGGAAAGCGGACUAGCAAAAACAGUAGUCCCAGCUUUAACAUUCCCUUGGCUGUUCACUUUGUCUAUUCUUCCCACGGAGAAGGAAGGUCAUGCCGGUACUCAAGGCAACUGAAACUAAACUCUGAAUUUUAUAAAAAGAGGGAGUUAGAAGAGAUUUCAAUUUGCAGUUUUAAACCAAUACGAAGCACCGAAUUUAAAAAAAUAGUGCUGGUGUUAGUCAGAUCAGUAAAAUUCUUAUCGGAUGCCAUAAUUCCGUUUCAAAUAAAGCCUUGCGAAUACGAGGACUGAAUGAAGAACUCAGACGAGAAGGUCAAUGUAGGGGCAUUCCGCGAUGCACAAAAGCAGUAUUUAGGGGGAAGGGAUUACUCUCAUACGUGAAUAAUAACCGAAAUGAGUUAUCCAAUGUUAUAUUCUAAGCGAUGAUUAUGAUGGCAUGAUUUACACCCUGCUCCUGAUCCCCGGACGGUGGUACUACUGGGUAUUCUUGGUGGGGGUGUGGUGCCCGGUUCUCCGAAUCCUGACCUUAUUGCAGACCAAAAAAUGUCAUUUUCCACAUCCGUUUUCAGACCAGAUCUCUAAAAUCCAUACCCAUUUUCGGAUCUGGCCUAAUUUGGCCUGUUCCAGGCUCUCAGAUAGUUGGGGAAACUCCCCAGUUUUGUCCCGUUUUAUUUUCGUGUUUUCGCUUUCUUAAUUCAGCGGACCCAACUAUCUCAGAGCCUGGAACAGUUUAGGUCUAAUUAGGCAGAAAUUAUGUCAUCAUUACCAAGUAAGAGGGGAAACAAAAAAGUUCUCCAAAUGCAUUUCGAAUUCGCACAUGCAUUUCUAUUUCGUUCUUAUUCAUUUCAAGACGAUAAAUACGUCCAUUCAUGUACGCUCCCGAAGUUCCCUCGAAAACCAUACCCGAUUCCACACCAAAAUGGGCAAAGUGUUUUCAGACCAAAAAGACCCCAAGCCCCUGCCCUUCCAUUAUAUAAUGACAAUGACAAUGACAAUGUUUUAUUUACUUGGAGUCUUAUACAGUCCUACGUACAUUGACUUUAUCCAAAUAAUUCAGAAUCAUAACACAAAUUGCACACUAGAGGACACUAGUAGUUAUAUAAGGGAGUACCACCCCAGAUCCUGACCCCUUUCAUGAUUGUUAGAGACCGAGACAAGGUCUAAAAAUGGGUGAAGAAAAUAGCAUUUUGAUCCGGCUCAUGAUUCAGAGAACCGAGCGGCCCACCUCCACCAAGACUGAUUUAUAGGAGUAUUUACAACUUUAACUCACGUGUCUUGCCAUUUAGCGAUCUUUUGAUCCUAUUUUUCCUUACCUAGAACCAAAUAGCACCGUUUUUACCAAAGUAGUCCGUAGUCCGUAUUUUAUACCCAGUCCGCAGUCCGCGUUUUAUACCUUGUCCGUGUUUUAUACCCAGUCCGUGUUUUAUACCUAGUCCGUAUUUUAUACGCAGUCCGCAGUCCGUAGUCCGCAGUCCGCAGUCCGUGUUUUAUACUGACCGGUUAGAAACGCUGCACGCGGUGAUCUAACCGGACCCUCCAGAUGUGGGAAAUUCAUGGUGACGGGAGAAAGCGGAAUGCCAUAUUCUUUUAUUUACAUCGGCUUCUCAAAAAUUACCAGUCUAGUUUACACAGAUUUGACAAGCGCGCGCGGCAGCGGGUGCCAGCGGUAAUUUCAGAGAAGCAAACGUUGAUCAAACAACCAGGCUGAAGUUGUCUGCCAAUUCACUGCCAGUUCGCCGGCUGCCAAUUCGACAGGCUGAAGUUGUCUGCCAAUUCGAUUUAAGGCACAUGUAGUGGAAUUUGCACGCUUGGCCAGAGAAGGCAAAUAAAGCCGGUUGUGUACAGUGUCUUUUUCAAAUUACGGAAAAGGUGCGAAACGAGAUCAUUCUCUUUCUCCGUGCUACUGCCUAGCUGAUGGAACACUGAGCUCCACGCGUGUACUAGUUGAAGUGCAUACUAGCGUGACAGCUAUAGUGAUCCAGCUUGAUUUGCUAUGCCUACUUGUGUGACGAUAUUAUCAUUUGUUUUGUAGUCAAGAUCAUGGUGGAAUCAGUAGGAACUCAAAUUAUAUUGAAGUCAUACGACGGAAGCGUAUGUAUCUGCGUCGAUGACCACGGAGUGGUGAUAACUAGGGUAAGUGAUUUUCAUCAAACU